AUGAAUCAGAUUGAAGAUUUAAUGGAGAAUUCAAUUGAUUUGCAUCCAAUCCUGCUGAUCGAUUACGCCCAAUUAGAUAACAAAAAUCAUUCGAAUUUUGUCCAGGAACUCGAUGAUUAUUCGAAUCAACAACAAAUAGAUAAGCUCCAUUUAGACAAUCCGAAACAAUUGUUUAAUUCGAAAGAACUAUUUCAUCAAAAAGCAAUUUCACGAGGAUUUUGGAGUGUCAUUGGUGUUGAUCCUGCACUUUCCUCUGCUCGCAAUAGCUGA
Messenger RNA from Adineta ricciae, 270 nucleotides. The record is from the annotation of a GenBank genome assembly. Lineage: Eukaryota; Metazoa; Rotifera; Eurotatoria; Adinetida; Adinetidae.